Molecule: messenger RNA, 1396 nt
Organism: Syzygium oleosum
Lineage: Eukaryota; Viridiplantae; Streptophyta; Magnoliopsida; Myrtales; Myrtaceae
Product: protein RGF1 INDUCIBLE TRANSCRIPTION FACTOR 1-like
Exons: 4
Coding region: 260-1015 (251 amino acids)
Source: RefSeq, a predicted model, not a curated record
GUAUCUGCAAGCCACCCCACCCUCCCUCCCUUCCCCCCCUUUCCUCUGAACCAGGGUCAGCGUCCUCAUCUCUCCAAAAAUCAUUCGCCUGCUGGCCAUUUCCAUUUCCAUUUCCAGUAAGAAAUUUCAAUCCUUUUUUGGGCCGAAAUUGAUUAGUUUCUCGUUUUGGAGCUUCACCGACUGGAUAUAUACCCAGCCCCCCUGACCAAGACAGACCAUUGCAUCGCUUCAGAGCCGAAACCCACCGAGAGGCGCUCAAAUGGUGAAUUCGAUUGGUCAAAUGGGGAACGGCGAAAUGGGUCCUCCGUGGCUGAUACCAAUGCUGGAAGCGGACUUCUUCGGACCGUGCUCUGUUCAUGGAGACUCUCACAGGAGCGAAUGCAAUAUGUUCUGCUUGGACUGCAUUGGGAAUGCCUUCUGCUCUUACUGUCUGGUCGAUCACAAAGACCAUCAUGUGCUUCAGAUAAGGAUAUCUUCCUACCACAAUGUGGUGAGGGUGAGCGAGAUUCAGAAAUACAUCGACAUCUCGAACAUUCAGACAUACAUCAUCAACAGUGCGAAGGUGGUGUUCCUCAAUGAGAGGCUACAGGCGAGGCUUGGGAAGGGAGUGACCAACACUUGUGAGAUUUGUUGCAGAAGUCUCCUUGACUCCUUCAGAUUCUGCUCUAUGGGCUGCAAGCUCAAUGCAAUCAGGAAAGGUGACCCAAUGCUCACAUUUGCCCCGAGGACGAACCAAGGCCGCGGCGAGCUCGUCAGUGGCUCCCGAUCAGACGAGUUGUCCACACCCAACAAGAUUCAGAGGAAGCCGUUUUUCAACCGCCUAAUGAACGGGCUCACCAUCUCAUUGCCGCCUGUUGAUCAUCACGAUAAGAAGACGGACGGUGAGCAGAAGUCUCAGACCGCUAGCUCUGAAGAUGGCAUCGGCACCAACUUUUCUCCAUCUACUCCCAUCGUGUACAAUCACCAUAACUCCAGGAAAAGGAAGGGCGUACCUCGCCGUGCCCCAUUUUAUUAGAAGUUAAGGAAAUGCACCCUAAAGAAAAAGUGGAUUAGCUAGAUGGAAGAAGUAUAGGAAUUUCAUUAUAUCUAUAUAGAAGAAAAAAGUGGAGUGCAAUGUGGGGUAAAGGUAGGAGAAUAUAGGGUUGUUUUUCUUGUGGGGCUUGGUUUUUGCUGAGAAACGGUGCUUUUGAUUUUGUUUCAUCGGAUAAUAAAGUUUGGGGAUUUUAUUUUCAAAGUUGGCGUGGUAAGAUAUUCUAUAGUGGGUCCUUGUACAGUUCAUGAAGGUUCUCUUUUUGUUUAAUAGAAUAGCAAUAAUGGAGUUGCAUAUGGAUGUGAUGUACAUGGAAGCAUAUUUUAUGCACAUUCAUAUAUGAUGAAGUUUCGAAGGUUUUAUAUA